Molecule: messenger RNA, 5763 nt
Organism: Pocillopora verrucosa
Lineage: Eukaryota; Metazoa; Cnidaria; Anthozoa; Scleractinia; Pocilloporidae
Product: transcription activator BRG1
Biological process (GO): positive regulation of transcription by RNA polymerase II
Cellular component (GO): nucleus
Molecular function (GO): histone binding; ATP-dependent chromatin remodeler activity; DNA binding
Source: RefSeq, a predicted model, not a curated record
CAAAGCACCAUGGCGGGGACUUCAUGAUCAGGAGAUGAAGACUGUUUUUUCAACAAAAGUAGCUCUGUUUCACCAGGAAUAGGAAUAAACACUUUUAGGAACUUUGUCCAAAAAGAUGGCUUCCUUAGCAGGAUUUCAGUACACUCCGGAGAACAUGCAAAGGCUGGAAAAGGCAUUGCAAACUAUGCAAGAUAGAGGAAUGGAGUCAGAUCCACGCUAUGCGCAGUUGAUGUCAUUGCUUAGAGCAAAACCUACAUCUGUUGACAUGUCAGAUGCUGGCCAUGGCCUUCAACUUCCUCCUCCUUCGAUGCCGAUGGGUAUAGGAAAUAUACCACCAGGGACUGGAAUGGGAGGAGACAUGCAAACAAGAAGUUCUCCAGCUCCAAAUUUAAUGUCUCAAGCCUCGCAGAAAGCUCAUGGUUUCUCUUCUCCACAGUUGUUACAGCUCAGAGCACAGAUCAUGGCUUACAAACUCUUAGCUCGUAAUCAGCCUCUUCCUGAACACAUACGUAUUGCCAUUCAAGGCAAAUCACCGUCUGUUAAACCAGCAGGGUCAAGUAUGCCCAGUAGUACAGUUCCACCUCAGUCAAGUCAGUUACCUUCUAGGACUCAGAAUCAACCUGGAAAUCAGUCAGCACCUCAAAGUCAGGCAAAUAUUAGUGCUGGAAGCUCUACAACAUCUCCUGCUGGUCCUGUGCCUAAUCAGACAGCUUAUAAUGUCCCUGGAAUGACAGCUGCUCAACAGCUACAGAGCAAACAAGCGGUAGGAACCAGCCAAUCAACAACACCUGCAUCAUGGGAGGCAGCCAAAGGUGCGGCUGCCAGUGCUAUUGCAGCAGCAACUCAGCAGCAUAAGCUCAAAGAGCAGCAACGGCAAGCACUUGCACAGCAACAGCAACAGCAGCAGCAACAACAACAGCAGCAGCAGCAGCGCAAGGCACAGACUCCAGGAACAUCUCAAGGAGGGAUACAGAUGCCUAGUAAGCCUCGCUUGGCACCAGUGGCUAAACCUGUUGGACUUGAUCCUGUUACUAUUCUGAAAGAAAGAGAAAACAGAAUACAGGCCCGUAUUGUACAGCGCAUCAGGGAUCUGGAAGGUCUACCAGGGAGUAUUCCUGAUGAUCUGAGAAUGAAAGCAAUGAUUGAAUUGAGAGCACUCAGGCUGCUUAACUUCCAGAAACAGUUAAGAGCAGAAGUUGUGGCCUGCACAAGGAGAGACACUACACUGGAGACAGCUCUUAAUUCAAAGGCAUACAAACGAAGUAAAAAACAAUCCCUACGUGAGGCAAGGAUUACAGAGAAACUUGAAAAGCAGCAGAAGAUGGAACAAGAACGCAAACGUAGACAAAAGCAUCAGGAGUACCUGAACACAAUAUUGCAGCAUGCCCGUGACUUCAGAGAAUAUCAUCGUUCCAUCCAGUCCAAGGUGGUGAAGCUUAACAGAGCUGUAAUGAGCUAUCACUCCAUUACAGACAGAGAGAAGAAGAAGGAAGAGGAGAGGAUUGAGAAAGAGAGAAUGAGGAGACUUAUGGCAGAAGAUGAAGAAGGCUACAGAAAACUGAUUGACCAAAAGAAAGAUAAGCGUUUAGCUUAUCUCCUGGGACAGACUGAUGAGUAUGUAGCCAGUCUUACAAAGAUGGUACAACAACACAAGAGAGAACAGAGAAAGAAACAGUUAAAAGAAAACAGGAAAAGGAGAAAGUCUGACUAUGAUGAUGAUGAGACACCAGAGGGUAACAGGCAUGUGCCUGUUGUUGAUACAGAGACUGGUUUGGUGCUUAAAGGAGAAGAUGCCCCCAUAGCUGACAAUCUGGACUCGUGGCUGGAAAGUCAUCCAGGAUAUCAAGUGGCUCCUCGUCAGGAACAGGAAUCUGAUGAUGAAGAAGAAGAAGAGGGAUCAGUUGAGGAUGCUGAAGGUGAUGACGAGGUUGAAAAAGAAGCAGAUGAGAAGAAAACCGAGAAAGAAAAGAAGAGAGAAGAAUAUGGCAAAGAUGAAGAAGAUGUUGAGGAAGAAGCUGAUGAUCCAACUGUUCUGGAAAGCCGUCAGUAUUAUCAAAUUGCACAUAGCUUUCAGGAGGAUAUCACUGAGCAGCCAACUAUUCUUAUUGGUGGAAAACUCAAAGAAUAUCAGAUGCGAGGUCUUGAAUGGCUGGUCUCAUUGCACAACAAUGCUUUGAAUGGUAUCCUUGCAGAUGAGAUGGGUCUUGGAAAGACUAUUCAGACAAUUGCCUUGUUUGCCUACCUUAUUGAAGUCAAAAAGCUCAAUGGACCAUUCCUUGUUAUUGUUCCUCUCUCGACACUCUCAAACUGGUUGUUGGAAUUUGAGAAAUGGACACCUUCAAUUAUUGUCGUAAGCUACAAGGGUUCACCCAACAUGCGUCGUUCAGCUGCAUCUCAAAUCAGGGGAGGAAAGUUCAAUGUUGUACUUACUACUUAUGAGUAUGUGAUGAAAGACAAGUCAGUCCUCUCAAAGGUGCGCUGGCGAUAUAUGGUGGUGGAUGAGGGCCACAGAAUGAAGAAUCAUCACUGUAAAUUGACUCAGAUAUUAAACACACAUUAUGCUGCACCUCACAGAGUGCUGUUAACUGGGACUCCCUUACAGAAUCGUCUGCCAGAGCUGUGGGCACUAUUGAACUUCUUGCUUCCAACAAUCUUCAAGUCUUGCAGCACUUUUGAACAAUGGUUCAAUGCACCUUUUGCAAUGACUGGUGAAAAGGUUGAACUUAAUGGUGAAGAAACCCUUUUGAUUAUUCGCCGUUUGCAUAAGGUUUUGAGGCCAUUCUUGUUGCGUCGUCUCAAGAAGGAAGUAGAAUCACAGCUACCAGAAAAGGUGGAAUAUGUUGUCAAAUGUGACAUGUCAUCACUUCAGCGUAUUCUUUAUAACCAUAUGCACAAGGCAGGAGUACUGUUAACAGAUGGAUCAGAGAAGGACAAAAAGGGCAGAGGAGGAACCAAGACUCUGAUGAACACUAUCAUGCAGCUAAGAAAGAUUUGUAAUCACCCUUUCCUCUUUCAACAUAUUGAGGAAUCCAUGGCAGAACAUCUUGGCUUUCCAAGUGGAAUUGUUCAAGGCCCUGAUGUUGUAAGAGUGUCUGGCAAGUUUGAUCUUCUGGACAGAAUUUUGCCAAAGCUCAAAAGGAAAAACCACAGGGUGUUGUUGUUUUCACAAAUGACCCAGCUGAUGACAAUUCUCGAGGAUUAUUUCAAUUGGAAAGGAUUCCCUUACCUCCGCUUGGACGGUACAACUAAAAGUGAGGACAGAGGUCAGCUGCUGUCCCUGUUUAAUGCCAAGGACUCACCUUACUUCAUUUUCUUGCUGAGUACACGGGCAGGAGGACUGGGGCUGAACUUGCAAGCUGCUGACACAGUGGUGAUUUUUGACAGUGACUGGAACCCACACCAGGAUCUCCAAGCUCAGGAUCGUGCUCAUCGUAUUGGCCAGAAGAACGAAGUUCGUGUUCUGAGGCUCAUGACAGUGAACAGUGUUGAAGAGAAGAUCCUGGCUGCCGCAAGAUAUAAGCUUAAUGUUGAUGAAAAGGUUAUUCAAGCUGGCAUGUUUAAUCAGAACUCCACAUCAAGUGAACGAAGAGCUUUUCUGAUGGCCAUUCUCGACACAGAGAAUGACGAGGAUGAGACUUCAUUGGUAGGCAACCAAAUCAGCGGGCUGCAAAGACAAACAGAAGAGGAAAGUGAGGUGCCUGAUGAUGAAACCAUCAAUCAAAUGAUUGCUAGGACAGAAGAAGAGUUUGAGUUGUAUCAGCGUAUGGACAUGGAAAGGCGAAGACAGGAAGUCAGAGAAGCAGGUUCACUUCGUCGUCGCCCUCGACUGAUGCAAACGAAUGAGCUGCCUCGCUGGAUUGUCAAAGAUGACGCUGAGGUGGAACGCUUGACUUGGGAGGAAGAAAGCGAGAAGAUUUUUGGACGUGGGUCACGUGUCCGAAAAGAUGUCGUUUACUGUGAGCAUCUGACAGAAAGACAAUGGCUGAAGGCCAUAGAAGACGGAAGGCUGGAUGAGGUGGAAGAAAAACAAAAAGUGAAGAAGUUAUCCAAGAAACGAAAACAUGAUCCUGGGGAAGAAGGAGACGUGCCGAAGAUAAAGAAGAAACGAGGACGCCCACCAGCUGUUAAACUUGCACCCAAUCCCCCGGAGCUAACAAAACAGAUGAAGAAACUGAUGAAGUACAUUGUGAGAUAUGUGGAUGAUUCCACUUCUCGCAACCUGGCUGAAAUAUUCAUGGUUCUACCAACGCGCAAAGAACUCCCAGACUACUAUCAGAUAAUUAAGCAGCCUGUGGACAUCAGAAAGAUUCGGGAGAGAAUCAACUCGCACAAGUAUCGCACCUUAGAUGACCUGGAAGAAGAUUUCUCUCUCAUGUGCAAGAAUGCUCAGACGUAUAACAUAGAGGGCUCUAUUAUCUAUGAAGAUUCCAUAAAGCUGCAGUCUAUUUUCACGCAUGCUCGACAAAAGAUACAGGGUGGUGAGGACUUACAGCUGGCGCAUUCAUCUGCUGCGGAACCGGAAGUGGAAAGUGAGAAAGAAGCAAGUGAAGUAGAGGAAGAUGACGAUGUUAAUGAUUCGGAUGGUGAAGAGGCAGAGUCUGUUGGUUCAGACAUUGAAGGUGGAAACAGUCAAUCAUCUUUGAAGAUGCGCAUUAAACUUGGCAAGCAGUCUGUGGAAAAAGCCAAGGUUGAUCUUGGUGGCGUUAAGAAAAAGCGCCGAGGUCGUCCACCCCGAAUUAAUCCACCUUCAAUUCGACAGGAACCGAGUGACAACGAAAUUGAGUCGUACCCACCUUCGGAGAGAGGCUAUAGCAGUGAAGGAGAGGGUUCUGAUCGCGAAGACUACCCUGGCUCGUCACAAGAGAUGGCUGCUUCUCCUUCACAGAAGAAACGUUCAUAAAGACAAACUAUCCUGACUAAUGUCUCUGAUUAUUAAUUUCUUUAUUUUGGCUCGAAGUGGAUUCUAACGUAUGGAGUUAUUGUAGGGAGAACUCUACUUAUAGAAUGCUUUGUAGUGGUAGACAGUUUUAGCCGUAAAGAAACUAAAGGGAAUUCAGCCACAAGAUCACCAAAAGACCCUAUAUCUAACAUUCCCUUGUCUGGUGGACUUGAGUUCUGUUUGACUAAUAUUAAAUGAACUUGUAUUUAGCUCUUGUAAAAGACAGAGGUUAAUUGAGGAAACAAACACUGGUUUUGUUUGGUGUCAUGAGGACAUCCUUGCGAAGUGUUUUAUUAACAUAUCCAACUUCCAUCGAAGUGUUAAGCAAAUGAGGGUUUACCUGUUGCUAAACGCUUGUAGCACCAAUCCUUUUGCAAGUAUUUGUCAGAGAAUAUCCAAUGUUUUUCAUUUAUUUUUUUCGUUUGUUGCUUAUAAUCCUCUGUGAUUAGUUACCUUAUGGGCACAAAUCUCUCCUUUUUAAGUGUAGUUUAUUUUGUGUGUUUGUGUCGCAUCACCGACAUGGGCUAUCGAAGGUUAAGUCCAUCAUUGUCAGGGUCAUGUUUUGUUGUAUUUCCUAUCACAACUCUCGUGUUCCUUAGUUUUUAUAGUUUUUUCCUCGGAUGUAGUUAUGUAGUGUUAUUGUAAAUAUUUAAUUCAUUGACGAAACGUUUGGGGCGCCUUGAAAGCUUAUUGUAAACACGUCCCUUGGUUCAACUAUUCCUCUCUAGUACACCGAUUUUGUCUAUAUGUCAUGGUUUGUAAUGAAGAACCGGAAAUUAUAAUGACAGGGGUCUACUAAAUUAAAUAAAUGUUAAGAUAACUUC